Nezara viridula (southern green stink bug) is the source of this 336-nucleotide messenger RNA. The record is from the annotation of a GenBank genome assembly. NCBI's taxonomy places the organism in Eukaryota, Metazoa, Arthropoda, Insecta, Hemiptera, Pentatomidae.
AUGGCACGAAUAUUUACUGGGCGUGAAGGGUUUACUCUGCGGAACUCCCUCACGCGAUCGUCGUCGCCGGGAACGACUCUUCAUGCCUUUAUUCGAUGCCGUUCGUUUGGAACGGACGUCGAUGCCGAAUAUUUGAACGAGGUGGGGCGAACAUCAUCCAUUUUAGUCUCCAAGCAAGGAUACUCCAGAUAUUCAUCUACUCGAGGAUUGGACACGUGGCAUUUCAGAAGGAGUAGCUUGAAAUUCUUUGGCCAUGACCUCAUCCGUGGUGGAGGAACUCGCUGCUCAGCAAACGCGCGGAUGCUCUCGGUGCUUUCUUCUCCAGCUGCGAGGUAA